Larimichthys crocea (large yellow croaker) is the source of this 2233-nucleotide messenger RNA. RefSeq names its product REC8 meiotic recombination protein b (gene rec8b). The record is from RefSeq and is a predicted model, not a curated record. Gene Ontology annotation, biological process: double-strand break repair; meiotic sister chromatid cohesion. Gene Ontology annotation, molecular function: protein binding; chromatin binding. Lineage: Eukaryota; Metazoa; Chordata; Actinopteri; Sciaenidae. The coding region runs from base 141 to 1877 and encodes 578 amino acids. The transcript has 18 exons. Gene Ontology annotation, cellular component: meiotic cohesin complex.
CAACCUGAUUGGUCCAGCGUGAUUUGACGCGGGAAAACCGUGUCAAUAUUUUACUAUUAACAUCAGCUAAAUAAAUUCCUCAGUCUCGACUUACUUACUUUGUCAGAGUGUUUGUCUGUUAAAUUUUGAAUCAGUAAAAAAUGUUUUACUACCCAAAUGUCCUCCGCCGCCAUACUGGAUGUUUUUCUACAAUUUGGUUGGCAGCCACCAGAGGAAUCAGAGUCACUCGCAGAGAGCUUCUCAAAGUCAAUGUCACGCUAACAUGCGGGGACAUUUUGGACUACGUGACGGCCCAGGUUCCUCCUCCACAACCCAACCUCCCAAAGCCGCGGUUCUCUCUGUACCUGUCGUCCCAGCUGCAGUAUGGAGUGGUUGUAGUCUACCACAGGCAGUGUGGCCUCCUGCUUGAUGAGGUUCAACAGACCAUUGACCGCCUGCUCCGCUGUAAAAAAUGCAUACGCAUUGACAUGGCUGAAUGCGACAGGCUGAACUUGGACAUGCCUGACAACCUGUACAUGAUGGAAGAGGCCGAGAGAGCUCAGGACCCUUUCUUCGGUCUCAUGGAAUCGCAUAGAUUGCCCAGCCCCUAUAAUGUACAGCAGCCCAUGUUGGCGAUUGAAGAGGCAGGUUCACAGCACUCCCUGGUGCCCAGUCUCCACAGCACACUUGACAAAGAGGGUUUCAGGUCACCUCCGGCUGCCAUUACACUGAGAGAGAAGGAGCAGUUGCUCAUCACCACCGCUGAGACCUUUGAGGGAGAUGACCUUCCCGAAGUCACAGCCAGAGAGAUUGACUUGUUGAUGGAUCAGCCAGACCAGUUUCGCAGCGAAGUGGGGGAGGAGCAGACAGAGCAGAAGGCCAGGGAUCUUGAAGGAGCCUCUAUUGACCAGCUGAAGGAGACAGUGCUGGGAGCUGAGCGGGACAGUAUGUGGCUGCUGGACGAGGAGACGGGUCAGCCUGUGGAGGUUCCUCUGGCUGCUGUUGCCCUAGAGAUGACCCCGCCACGGGUUGUCAUGCCAACUCCAACCUCUGGGGUAUCCGGGGAAGAGGGAGACAAAGUUACAGAAAGUUCAUAUGACAAGGUGGCUGUUCCUCCUCUUAGGAAGCUCAGGGGGCGUCGCAGGCGUCAACUGGUCUUCACGGACCCCGAGGUCCAGAUAUCAAGCAGAGCGAUGGAGGAGCAGAUUGGAAACCUGUUGGCCGAGACAGUGGACCUGUCGGAGGUGUUGCUGGACUUCAUGACUAAGCGUGCCACUCCUGCUCAGCUCUUCAGCGCCCCCUGUGGACUCCUCCUCCAUGCUGACCUGCAGUCACUAUGGAAACAGCACGCCUCGCUCACCGUCCUGAGCGAACAUGAGGGCAAACAGAGAGGUGGCGAAGAAGAAGAGGAGGCGAGAGGGGAGUCCGAGCAGGACAGAGAGAUACUGAGGACAGAGAGGAAGAGGAGACUCUCAAGCAUGAGGGAGCUAUCCAGCGAGUCAGGAUUGCAACCUGCAGACGGCUCGUCUGUAUUAGAUGUAAUCGUGGACGUGUCCAAAGAGGAGAAAUCUGUGAGCGGUGUGAUCACUCCUGUCAGCAGAUGGUCUCUGCAAGAGGAGGCCCAGGUACCAAUGGAGCCUAUAGCUGAGGAGAAGAUCGAGAUGCCCGAGGCUCAGACAGAGAGCAGCGACAUGCUGACCUGGAUCUCCUCCAGCCUGCAGACGUUUGGACAGGUCACCUUCGGUUCUCUGGUGCCCCCAGAGGCCAACCGCAGCACUGCAGCUCACACCCUGUACAAACUGCUGGAGCUGCUGUCUGCUGGACUGGUGACUGUACAUCAGACUAAACCCUACAGUAACAUCACCAUAAACCCUGCAGCUGUCGGGACGACUGCCUGAACACUGACACACACAGUUACAAACACUGUAGUCCAGCACAGUUCAUAAUACUUUUUUAUUGAUGAAUAUAAUGGAUGAAUUUGAGGUCAUCAGAUCUCACUCAUUUCAUUUUAAAAUGUUUUUAUAUGAUAGAUUACUCAGAACUACAUUACUCUGCCUGUUUUAAAAGAUUUUUAACCAUUUUAAUGUUAAAUGAUUUGUUCAUAAGGUUACAUUUUUAAAUAUUAAUUCACAGAGUUUAUUAGUGCUGCUGAAGUUGAAACCCUCUGGAUCUUGUAUGUUUUGUUAUACAGUUUGUAUCUUUUGUAUGGCUUUUUAUCCUCUGCACUGAUUUUAAAUGAAAAUUUUUAUACUGU